Asparagus officinalis (garden asparagus) is the source of this 1189-nucleotide messenger RNA. RefSeq names its product cinnamoyl-CoA reductase 1-like. The record is from RefSeq and is a predicted model, not a curated record. NCBI's taxonomy places the organism in Eukaryota, Viridiplantae, Streptophyta, Magnoliopsida, Asparagales, Asparagaceae. The coding region runs from base 76 to 1038 and encodes 320 amino acids. Gene Ontology annotation, molecular function: oxidoreductase activity, acting on the CH-OH group of donors, NAD or NADP as acceptor. The transcript has 5 exons.
CCUUCUAUGCUCCACGUACAACUAACAAGUUAAGUUAGAAUUGAUUGAUACUGUCAUAAAGUUUUUUUUGGGAACAUGGCUGUCUACAUCUCAUCGGAUUCCGGUCGCGGCGAGGUGGUUUGUGUCACCGGAGCCGGAGGUUUUAUUGCAUCUUGGCUGGUGAAGCUUCUACUUGAGAAAGGUUACACUGUUAAAGGGACCGUCAGGAAUCCCGAUGAUCCGAAGAACUCUCACUUGAGAGAACUACAAGGAGCAAAAGAGAGACUCAUCCUCGUCAAAGCCGACCUCCUGGACUACGACAGUCUCCGGUCAGCUGUCGAUGGCUGCGACGGCGUUUUUCACACCGCAUCCCCAGUCACCGAUGACCCGGAGAAGAUCGAGCCGGCCGUGGCCGGGACCGAGAACGCCGUGCGUGCUGCUGCGGACGCUAACGUGCGCCGAGUGGUGUAUACGUCUUCGAUCGGAACGGUUUAUAUGGACCCGAAACGCGCCCCUGACGCAACCGUUGACGAGUCUUACUGGAGUGAUCUUGACUACUGCAAGAGCACCAAGAACUGGUACUGCUACGCGAAGACGGUCGCGGAGCAAGUGGCAUGGAGGGCAGCCGCCGAGCUGAACGUCGACUCGUCGUCAUCAACCCGGUCUGACGGGCCUUCUUCAGCUACGAUCAACGCGAGCACGGCCCACGUCAUGAAGUACCUGACGGGCUCAGCCAGACGUACGCCAACGCGGCCAGGCCUACGGUACGUGAGAGACGCGGCGGCCGCCCACCUGCGGUCUACCGAGUCGCCCACGGCGAAGGGGAGGUACAUUUGCGCCGAGAGCAUGCUGCACCGCGGCGAUGUGGUCCGCAUCCUCGCCCAGCUUUUCCCGCAGUACCCUUUGCCGACAAAGUGCUCGGACGAGGUUAACCCGGCGAAGAAAGGCUACGAGUUCACAACGCAGAAGAUCAGAGAUUUGGGAAUCAGUUUCACCCCUGUGAAGCAAUGCUUCUACGAAACUGUCAAGAGCCUUCAGGAGAAAGGCCACCUGGAUUAGACAACUCGUGUGCACAUAUAUAUAUAUUUUUUUAAAAUUGUCGUUUGACCUGUUUUAAAAAAAUAAUGUUAAUUAUUCUUUGCGUAUAUGUAUGUACUAGUCUUUAUGCACGUGCAUUGCACGCGAUUAAAUAUUAUAAUUAUUUUUUUUA